GAAUAUAUGCUUUUGGAACCAAUUUUCAAUGGCUAUAUAUAUACUAGGAAGGAACCAACGCUUCUCAUCAAAUCACUAGUAUUUGCACAAACAUUACUUUUUUACUUCCAUACAAAAACUACCUUCCAUUAAACAUUAAAAAGAAGAGAAAGAUGAGUGUAGAAAUUUUGGAUGGUGCCACAAUUGUCCAAUUCCUUGAAGAUGAAGAAGCUUUUAACAACUCGAUAAGUAAUCGCUUCGCUCAACUUGACACAAAUAAAGAUGGUCUUCUAUCAUAUGAAGAGAUGCUAAAGGAGCUCAAGAGUUUGAGGGUUUUGGAAACGCACUUUGGUAUUGAUGUGGAGCCGGACCCUGAUGAGCUUGCUCGUGUUUAUGGAUCCUUGUUCGUACAAUUCGAUCACAAUUUGAAUGGCACUGUUGAUCUAGAAGAGUUCAUGAAUGAAACUAAGCAGAUGAUGCUUGCUAUGGCAGAUGGUAUGGGUUUCUUGCCAGUUCAAAUGGUUUUAGAAGAAGACAGCAUCCUGAAAAAAGCUGUUGAAAGAGAGUCUAAUAAAAUAGCAGCUUAAGUGCUUCUCUGAUCAUGCCUAAAAUUUAACUAAUUCUGCAAGUAUUGUAGUAUUUUAAAUAUUUGGCUUGUUGUUUUAACUGUUUCGAUUAAAACACUUUAAUGAAACUGUUUUGUUAUGAAUUGCAAAUUUCUGCAUCAA
Cicer arietinum (chickpea) is the source of this 707-nucleotide messenger RNA. RefSeq lists its product as uncharacterized. The record is from RefSeq and is a predicted model, not a curated record. Gene Ontology annotation, molecular function: calcium ion binding. NCBI's taxonomy places the organism in Eukaryota, Viridiplantae, Streptophyta, Magnoliopsida, Fabales, Fabaceae.